GUAGACGAAGAAGAAAAAUAAGAAGAAGACGAAGACGAAGACGAGGGCAAUCAUCUCACGAGAUUUCAGAUUGUGUUGAUCUCGUUUUAUCUCAGAGCGUCACUAGCAUCAAUAUCAGGCAAUAUCAUCGAUAUCUUCAAUAGCAGUUACUUGCCUGUUGGAAGCAAUGAGUGACAAUACUGCCAGCUCAACCACCGCCAAUGACCUUGACCUCAUCUAUCUGAAGGGCAUUAUGGAGAGUCCUCUGGAGGAAGAGGAGAACAUGGAGCAUGUGCAUUUGUCCCCAGUGAGGAAGAACAAUGUAGAACUUCUCCAGGAAAUUCUCAGUGAUCUUGACCCUUUCACGCACUCCUCUGAUGCUGCUGCUGAGCUGUGCCACCUACUCACACAACCACAUUUUCAGUCUUUACUAGAGACUCAUGAUUCAGUUGCGUCCAACGGGAAUGGAAGCCCUCCUCCCAGCCCAUGUGACUUCAUGACUCAUGACCACAAAGAUCAAGAUGGACACCUCCACAAAUUCCAGCCGCCGCCUGAUGCAGUGCGCAUGGUGGGCAUCCGCAAAGUGGCAGGAGAACAUCUGGGUGUGACAUUCAAGGUGGAGGGGGGUGAGCUGGUGAUAGCGCGUAUCCUUCAUGGAGGGAUGAUAGACCAGCAAGGAUUGCUGCGUAUCGGAGAUAUCAUCAAGGAGGUGAAUGGGCGAGAUGUAGGACAGGAUCCAAGGGUUCUGCAGGAGGAGCUCCAAGCAGCCAGUGGAAGUGUGGUUCUGAAGAUCCUCCCCAGCUACCAUGAAACUAACCCCCCAAGACAGAUGUUCUUUAAGUGCCACUACUACUACGAUCCAACCACGGAUAAUCUGAUUCCCUGCAAGGAGGCUGGAUUGAGCUUCAGGGCAGGAGACAUCUUACACAUCGUCAACCAGGACGAUGUCAACUGGUGGCAGGCACGUCAUGUGGAGGGCGGGCCUGCAGGAUUGAUUCCCAGUCAAAUGUUGGAGGAGAAGAGAAAAGCGUUUGUCAAGAGAGACGUGGAACUCAUUCCUGCAGGAAAUUUGUGCACAGGUGUCGGCGUGAAAAGGAAGAAAAAAAUGAUGUACGUGACCACAAAAAACGCAGACUUUGACAGACAUGAGAUCCUGCUGUAUGAGGAGGUGGCCAAGGUGCCCCCCUUCAAGCGCAAAACUCUCAUUCUGGUCGGUGCCCAAGGUGUAGGAAGACGACGUCUGAAGAACAUGCUUCUCCUGAGGGAUCCGCAUCUGUUUGGAACCACCAUUCCAUAUACCUCCAGAAAGCCCAAAAAAGGAGAGCGUGAGAGUCGGACGUAUGCGUUUACAAGCCGCAGCAAGAUGGAUGCUGACAUCAAGAACGGUUGCUAUUUGGAGUACGGAGAAUGUGACGGCAGUUUGUACGGAAUCAAGAUGGACUCCAUACACGAGGUGGUGGAGGCAGGACGAGUUUGCAUUCUGGAUGCACACCCUCAGUCCCUCAAAGUGCUGAGGACAUCAGAGUUUUUGCCCUUCGUGGUGUUCCUUCAGUCUCCAGACUUGGAGGCCCUGAAGGCAAAGCAUCAGUCCAGUGUGGAGGCAGAUGUUUCCUCUAAAGUCCUCUCAGAUGAGGAGUUGCAGAGAACGUGUGAGGAAAGUUCUAGAAUCCAAGCGGCUUAUGGUCAUUACUUUGACUUCAGCAUCCAAAACAACAACCUGGAUGAAACCUACUGUCAAGUCAAAGCUGCCCUGGAAAUGGUCUCGAAAACCCACCAGUGGGUUCCUGUCACCUGGGUGUUCUAGAGGAACCAGGUGGAAAAUGAAGGAUGGCUUCUUCUGCUGGUUGGCUUGCAUUUCCUACAGCAUGCUUUUCUGCUGUGGUGACGAAAGUCUCCACGUGCAGAACAGCGAACGUGGAUCCAAACCAGAGUGCCAAACCACGAGUGUGAACACGAAAGCACACACUGAAAGCGUUUCAUUCAUUUCUAUUUGAUGCGUUGAAUGAAGAUGAGUUUGGAAAAGGGCAGUAAGUAUUUUUUACCAUUUAUUGGUUGGCUUUGAUUUUAGAAGAAAACAAGGAAAGAAUUCACUUCAUUGCAAGAAAAACCUGCUGUCUUUCUGUCAUUAAUUUGUGAAUGAAUGAAUUGUUAUGAUUUUAUGAUGUAUUUUUUAUAAGAACUGUUAUUUAUUGUGUGAUUGUGUUGCAUUGGCCAAUUAAAGCAUCCCAAUUGUUAAA
Molecule: messenger RNA, 2216 nt
Organism: Dunckerocampus dactyliophorus (ringed pipefish)
Lineage: Eukaryota; Metazoa; Chordata; Actinopteri; Syngnathiformes; Syngnathidae
Product: MAGUK p55 subfamily member 2-like
Exons: 13
Coding region: 167-1783 (538 amino acids)
Cellular component (GO): plasma membrane; cell-cell junction
Molecular function (GO): protein binding
Source: RefSeq, a predicted model, not a curated record